Nothobranchius furzeri (turquoise killifish) is the source of this 6355-nucleotide messenger RNA. Lineage: Eukaryota; Metazoa; Chordata; Actinopteri; Cyprinodontiformes; Nothobranchiidae. The record is from RefSeq and is a predicted model, not a curated record.
AAGCAUCUAGUAAAGUUAAAGCUGUUUUAAUCCAAAUUAUGAUCUGUCUCUAACUUACUGCCACAUUUUAAUAUACAUCUCUUGGGCUGUUACGUCAUGCAUUUAAAAAUGGAAUAAACGUCCACAAAGCAGUGGAAUGACGAUUAACAACAAAUGUAUAAAAAUUGGAUUAAAAACCUGUCAAUGAUGAGGUUAGUGCAUUUCCGUUUAACUUAUGGCCCUGACUUCAUCCCCGGCAGGAGGAGCGCUUCUCUCACCAGGCGGGACGUCGGUGCGCACCCCGCCCGCUCCGUGACGCAGCGCCUCUCGGUGUGCACUGAUGUUGGACUGGAAGCGACAGGCGCGCUCAUCUCUGUGGGACUGAUUGCACUGGAGACGGAGCAAAUCAUUCGGUUUGCGUCCGUCAAUGAGCUUAGACUAAUUAGGGGAAGGAUGCUCAGAUCGAUUCGGUCUUCGGGCAGCUGCACUUAGACAGCUGUGGUCCAUCCACCGAAACACUUCAUCUCUCUCCUCACCACCCCAUCUCUCUCCUCCCUGAAGAUAAGAAACAGGAGUCCAGUCACUUACCUCAGUCUUUCAGCAUCUAGUCGCAGUUUAGGGUUUUAUCGCGAUGUGGACGUGUAUGGCUCUGCUGCUGCUGUCUGUGAUCUCAGCGUCCGGUGAACUCCAACAAGAAGACACGGAGCCCCGGAGACUCCCACCACCGGGAAAGUUGGAUUUCGGCUAUGUGCCUGCGGGAGUUUACGAGACAUUGGCCCAUUACGAACCGGGACCCAUCGGGAUUCUGUUCCACUUGGUGCACGCGUUUUUGCACGCGGUGCAACCCAACGCGUUCCCACAUGAUCUUAUGGUAAAACUAGCGAAGGACAAGUUUGGUGCCAUUCAGACGGAGUACCAAAAGGCCAUCUACUACGAGAUAGGCUUCCUCGUAUGUGCGGCGGUGGGACUGAUGUUCAUUGUUCUUGUUCCGAUCGUGGGGCUCUUCUUCUGCAUGUGUCGCUGCUGUGACAACUGUGGUGGCGAGAUGCACCAACGCCAGAGGAAGAACGCAGACUGCCGGCGUGGCCUUCUGGGAACUUUACUCUUCUCCACUUCACUUGUCAUCACGAUUGGAGUGCUGUGUGCAUAUGCUGCCAACCAGAACCUGAGCUCGCAGGUGAAAAACAUCCGACGGUUGGUCAACAGCAACAUGAGGGACCUGCACACCUUUGCUAACGACACACCAACGCAAAUUGAUUACCUAAUAUCCCAGUACGCCACAGCCAAGAACAAAGUCAUCUACGACCUAGAUAACAUAGGUCCCUUAUUGGGUGGGAGGAUACAACAGCACCUGGAUAAGGAGGUUCACCCUGCCUUGGACCAAGUGCUGAACAUGGCUGGAGCCAUGCGAGAAACCAAGGAGGCCCUGGAGAAUGUCAGUGUGUCUCUGGUGGUCUUGCAGGAAGGAGCAGGGAAACUAAACUUCAACCUGAGCCAAGUCCGCAACAGGAUCAACCGAACCCUCAAUGACCCAGGCUGUCACGAUGAGGAAUCAGACGCUACUACGGCCCAGCUGUGCAACAACAUACGCCUGUCACUCUCACAACUACAGAUUAGUGCAAAUUUCACCCGGCUACCAAAUGUGAACCCCCAAAUGGAAAAGAUGAACAAUUUACAGAAAACAAAUCUCGGUGCAAUCGUCUAUAAGGGGUUUUCCUCACUUAACGACACACCACAUGUGGUGAUUGAACAGACCAGAAGUGUCGUCAACAAUGUCCAGAACUUGAUGGACGGAAUUGGCAACAACAUCAGCAGCUUUUCCAAAGGAUUUCCUGUGCAGACAUGUUUGUCCAACUUUACUAUCUUCAUCAGCCAUGCACAUGCCAAGAUUGAAGAUUACUAUCCUGAAAUUGAUAAAAUGGACUUUUACAGAUGGAUUGGCUGCAUCACCCUUUGCUGCAUGGUGGUCCUGGUCUUGGCGUUCAACUACCUCGGUCUACUGUGUGGCACUCUGGGAUACGACAAGCACGCCUCACCUACAACACGAGGAUGCAUCUCCAACACAGGAGGAACACUGCUCAUGGCCGGCGUUGGAUUCAGCUUAAUUUUCUCCUGGGUGCUCAUGGGAGUGGUGACAGUCUUGUUCUUGGCCGGAGGAAACAUGGAGAAACUCAUCUGUGAACCAUUUCAGACCAAAGAGCUCUUUAAGGUUGUGGACACCCCUUAUUUGAUCCAACCUGAGUGGAGGAAUUUCAUCCCUGGCUACUUGUACAAUGACUCCCACCUGGAGCUGACUGCAGAAAGCUUAUACAGUACCUGCAAACAGAACAGAGGCAUCUACUCUGCCAUGCGUCUGGACAAAGUCUUCAACAUCUCAUCUUUCCUGAACACAACAGUGUUCACUAAGGAUGUGGUGGGUCAACUGGACAAUGUCAAGAUUGACCUGAGAGGGAUAAUCCUGUUAGAGGCCGAGGGGAAGCAGAACCUCCGCGAUUUCUCUGAAGCCGGCCUGUCAGAGAUCAACUACGCUGACUACCUGGAAGAGGUGAAUAAAGGAGUUACUGCAGUUGAUGUGCUCUCAUUUGCCAAAGAGCUGGAGUCUCAGACAGACCUCAUGCCCAGGGGAGCUCUGCAGGCAUCUCUGAAAGCCCAUGUCGGCACUCUGCAGCAGAUCCACAGACAACAAAUCGUCCCGAUGGAGCAGGCCAUGAAAUAUGUUAGAGCAAGGACCGCAUUGAACCAGAGCAUGAGGUUUCUGGAGAGAACGGCCUCCGAUCUUCCGAACAAAGUCAUAGCUGUUCUUGAUGCCAUUGAAGCUGCUCAAUACCUCAUUUCUCAAAAUGCAACAUUUUUAAUCCAUCGGGAGACAAGAAAAUACACAGCAACCAUCAUUGGAUACUUCCAUCAAUAUAUAGAAUGGGUCAAAACAUCUCUGGCCUUGGAGGUGGCUCCCUGCAAGCCCUUCAGCAACAUCUUGGACACGGCGGAGAUCAUGACCUGCGGCUUCUUGGUGGACUCUAUGAACACUUUCUGGAUGGGCCUGGGCUGCAGUACUCUGUUUCUGCUCCCGAGCAUAAUCCUAGCAGUCAAACUAGCCAAAUACUACCGCAGGAUGGACACGGAGGACGUUUACGACGACAUUGAGACAAUUCCCAUGAAAAACCUCAGCCAAAGUCCGAUGAAUGUACACCUGAUCGUUGUGUUCAGAGAGAGGCAAGCAUGUCGAGCAUUAGUCUGAUGCUAAAAAAGGCUUUGAUAUUUUUGGGGGGCUUUCUUUCUUUUCAACCCAACAUCUAACUGCAUGUUUUAUGAUUCUAAGUUGGACGGGGAUGAGUUUGAACCGCUGACCUGCUGGAACAGACACAGAGAGCAACACUGCUACAUCACAUACUAAAUUCCUCUUUAAAGGCCAAGUUUACCAAGAAACCAUGCUUUACUUGUUUGAUCCAGGCUGAAUGAGAAAAUAGUCUUCUAUACCCCUAUUUCCUGCUUCAUCUUCUGGUAGAAAAUAUACAGGCGAACACUCAGAUCGUUUAUGCCAGACAUCACAAUGUCACUUAACAUUCAUGGGCUGGCCCAUCUUGACACAGGGUUAUGUUAUACGUUGCAGAGUAAACAGAGUCAGUGGUGGAGUGAGUCAUGUUGCUGUUAUCCAAUCCGAGGCAAGAAGUCACAAUUUGAGAAAAUAAGACUCCAAAUCCUGCUGUCUUCUGCUUCUUUCUGCUCGGACUCACUUUUAGUCCCUGAAACAGGAGCACCGGAGCUUUUUCCCAAAAAGAUCCACUCACUUAGCAUUAUUUUAUGAUAGAAACCACUGCACAUGCAUUAAAAAAGAGAACUUGGUCUUUAAAGUAAAACAGGUUUAACUCCAAGAUGCUGAUUAAAAUAGUAGUAGUAAAAAAGUAGGUUUUUGUAUAAAAUCCUAAAUGUUCAGGUAAUUUCUUCAUCCUUGAGGUGGUUAAACCCACUGAGAAUGCUGAUGAAGCUGUUUUGCUGUCUGUGUUGUGAACUGCUCAGACCUCCCCUAAAAAACAAGCGAUGCAACAGUUUCACGCCAUGUUGAAGAAGCUGUUGAAUUAUCUGGUAAUGCUGUGACUUUGUGUAUUUUUACUCCUGUGCUGGUAGCGUCCCCACGUAUGAUACAAUGAACAGGUUCCCGCGGGCCUCGGCUCCUCCGAGGCACAUCGACUGGUGAUAGAACCGGGCCUGGUUCUGGCUCCUGAAAGCUUGUGUUAAUGCUUUUCUGCUUGCUGAAAAACCAUCAUGUGCCCUUGACAACUGGAACUAAAGCACUCCAUGGUCAUCAUUUUGAAAACAUUUCCCACCAGAGAGUUCUCCAGGAAACCUGACAGCAUCUCAAGGGCCUACAGAUGUUUCCUAUGAUGAACCUUCUCGAUCAGACUGACCUUUAGCCCCGGCAGGAACCUUCUCCUCCAUCAGCGGGAAUCUGAGCCACUCUCAAGCUACAUGUUUCAUGUGUGUCUGUUGUUUACAUUUGUUUGUACAAAAUUGAAAAGCUGAAAACAAAAAAAAGAUGGACUGUUACGUUUCUUCAUAUUAAUGUGCAUUUUUUACUGAAGAAAACAAGCUGAAAGCUCACCCGAAGGUCACAGCAAACUACAGGAACCCAGCACUUAAGAUGGAAGUAACACUUUUAGCUCUAAAGUAGAAAGCGUGGCAAUGUCACCAGAUCUUUCGUCUUGUUUCAAAUGACUUUUAAAAGGAGAAAACCUGGAUUUUGUGCUCAGGUGACGAGGUUCUGUAAGGAUGUUUUUCAUGACUUUUUUUAAAUGUUUACAAGAAAGUUUGUUCACAAUGGUUGAGACAUACUGACAGACUGCCUUUGAAAUGUAUUUUAUACAGAAACUCAAUUACGCUGUUUAAUGUAACGAGACACGUGUUGUUGUCCUAUAUUUUAUUUUCUUUCUGUCGCAAAACAAAAUGAUGUAUUACUGAGUUAAGAUUCUAGCUUCAUAGCUCUUUCUUUGUGUUCCUGGUCUUGAUAUCUGGAUCAUCGUCAACAUGAAACACUUUGGUGAAGGUAAAUAAGGUUUAGCUUCUCAAUGUGGAAUUUGAUGUUUCUUGCUUUCAUAAGAACUGUAACCUAAAUACUCUAGUUAAGUUUCAUCAGUCUGUCGGUUGCAUGCAUUUUUGUUUUUUAAAACACACACACACACACACACACACACACACACACACACAUUGUUAUUGAUUAUUCUGUUUUUUCUUUAUAUGGAAGCCGAGAGAGAAUUAUGCUGAAACCUCUAAUACAAUAAGCUAGCCAUUACAGACAUACAGCCUCCUACCUGUGCAGGUAUCUCCAGCAGUGAUAAAAUUAAAAAAAAUAGACAAUCCUUUAUUAUAAUAAGUAAGAACUAUCAGUCAGAUUGUGCCAUUGUUUACAAAUAUACGAUUCAUGCACAUUAUGAAAAAAGCCUCAUCUAUCCGAACACCAGUUGUGUUUUGUGAUGUCAUCAUGUUGCACAAUAACAGAACACACCCUAACUCUAGUUCACAGUAACUACAAUAACGUAUGCAAGAAAUUAUAAAUUAAAAGCAAUUUUCAAAUAUAGGGAUUUUAUAGGCAGUUUCAUCAACUACCAUUAGCAUCAACAACUUUGCAUAAAAUCUGUCCAAAAUAUAGAAAUUCUCUAUGUUAUUUCUAUUUUUUUAUUUUAAUCUGAAUAUAUUUUACUGUAAAAACAAGCUGAGGUUGAGUAAAGCGAAACCCAUAAAGCUAAAUACCACUCUAAUAAAAUAGUUCAUUAACAAGCUGCUGCAGCUGGUUAGCAACAAUUAUUAGCACCUUUUCUUUUUCUUUUUUUUUUACAUUUAUGGACCAUAUUUGACUAAUUAUGCCUUAAUGAGGCUAAUGAAAAGUUAACAAUUUAGUGGCUGACAUAUUCAUUGAACAGGUUUAGAUUGAUGUUGCUAACUAACUUUAACUAACUACUUAUGAGCCCAAUUGUACAGCUACAGUAACAGAGGAGUUUGAUUACGAAGCUCUUGACUGAUAAAAUAUAAUAAAGCAGACCUCAUGUUUGAUGAAGACUCAAAAGGACUUCCGCCAUCUUCAAACGUCUGUUUUUAUUGUUUCAUUUGAUCUGAAUCUUAAUUCCUCAUCCUUGAUGAACAUUCUGUGUGCCCACUCUGACUAUCAUGGUCUCCUUACGCUUUAGAGUCUGAUGAACUGUUUACUAGUAAAGAAAAAUGACAGGCAAGUGCAUAAUUUUGUUAUUAUAUACCCAAACUCUGCAUGGAAAGGUGGGUUUGAAAUGCGAUGCAAAGUCAGUCACUUCUGGAGCCAGUAAGCAGGACCAUUUUUAUAUGGCAAUGGAAUGAAGUGUAUAAAUUGUGAAUAAAGUCUGUAAUUCAA